Molecule: messenger RNA, 2424 nt
Organism: Pestalotiopsis fici W106-1
Lineage: Eukaryota; Fungi; Ascomycota; Sordariomycetes; Amphisphaeriales; Sporocadaceae
Exons: 4
Coding region: 1-2424 (807 amino acids)
Molecular function (GO): hydro-lyase activity
Source: RefSeq, a predicted model, not a curated record
AUGACUGCCAAUAGUGACAUGAUUCCUCAGUUGAUCGACCUCUUGAAGACUACGCGUGGAGUGAAGAGGGAGAUUACUAACAAUGAAACGAACCCUCUCGAGGCAAUUCGACUUGUUUCGGAUGGCAUCAAUGAUGGCCAUCCACGCGAGUCUGGAGCCUUGCAAGCUGUUCUAGCCAUAGCCCAGAACUCGCCUGAUUAUGGGGGUCUCGGUCUCACUCUAGGGAGUGAGGUCUCGGAAAAGGACCGCAAUGAGCUCAUCUUUCUGUGCUCGGCAUGGCUAGAGGCGCUGAAUUCUGCUGAUCGAGCUAGGCGCAUCCGAGCGCCCAUCUCAACCAGGCCGCCAGGUCGUCGUCCAAUGAACGUGACUGAGAAGAUCUUUGCCAUGCACGAUGUGGACAGCAAGGGAUGGGUAGAACCGGGAACUGUAAUCAGAGUCGCGGUCGACUGGAUCAUGGCCAGUGAGCUCAGUUGGCAUGGCAUGAUAUCAGUCUACAACCGGCUCGGAGACCCGGGAAUAUUCCGAAACGACCGGUUCUGGAUUGCGGGCGACCACGUCGUGGACCCUCGCAACUACGAGACGGAUUUAUCAAAAAAGCUCAUUGCACAGACGGACAAGGCACGACGCUCCUUCAAGAUGACCGAGUUUCAGGGUCAUAACUACACCAUUAUGCACACAGAGUUCUUCCGGGAGCGAACGCAGCCAGGACAACUGAUUAUAGGCAGCGACAGCCACACCUGCAGCAGCGGCGCCAACGGAUGCCUUGCCAUAGGUAUGGGAGCCGCCGACGUGACCAUGGCACUCGUCACGGGCGAGACGUGGUUCAAGAUACCCGAGGUUGUCGAGAUCCGCUUCGUGGGAAAACCACCGCGGGGAGUCGGUGGCAAGGACGUUAUACUAUAUGUCCUGCAGCAGCUCAAGCGAAACACGGUAGCUGCCGAGCGUGUAGUUGAAUAUACCGGCCCGGGACUGGACUACCUUGGACCGGACGCGAGGUUUGCUGUUGCGAACAUGACGACUGAGUUUGGAGGCAUCACGGGCAUCUUUGUCCCCGACCACGUCACUGGCGAGUUCAUCAAUCAGCGCAAGCUGAAAAGGUAUAAAGAUGACAGCCACUACUUCAAGGCCGAUGAGGGAUGCCAGUACGCCGAGUCACAUAUCAUUGACUUGAGUAAGGCAGAACCCUUUGUAGCCAAGUAUCCAAAUCCUGAUGAUGUCGUGCCCGUCAGCGAGAUGAAGACCACCGAUUUAGACGGCUGUUUCAUCGGCGCUUGUACGACGGCCGAGGAGGACAUCAUCAUGGGUGCUCUUGUGCUACAAGAAGGACUCAAGGCUGGAAAAGUGCCCGUGGCCAAAGGCAAGCGAAGGGUAACUCCGGGAAGCCGCCCAAUCACCGACAUGCUCAAGAGAACCGGCCUCUACGAGGUUUAUGAGAGGGCUGGAUUUGAAAUUGGCGCUCCUGGGUGCAGUUACUGCGUAGGAAUUGCCGCAGACGUUGCCCAGGACGGCGAAAUGUGGCUUAGCAGUCAGAAUCGAAACUUCAAGAAUCGCAUGGGGCGAGGUUCGAUCGGCAAUCUUGCUUCAGCUGCCACUGUGGCGGCCUCCUCCUUUGACAUGAAGAUAACCUCACCCAACGAACUCGUCUCCAAGAUCACUGAUGAACAGUGGGAGAGAGUCAAGGGAAAGGGAUCCCUUUCUUCCACCGUACCAAGUAUCCGGCCACAGUGGGUUGAGCCGCCGGAAGCUGCAAAGGAAGCAGACGCAGGCAAGGAGGAGUCCACUGAUACCAGCAAAGAGCCUGCAAGGAAUAUUUCAGACGCGGAUACCGAAGAGGCAAGGAUGGAAAACGUUCAAUCAAAAGUGUACCGCCUUGGAGACUUUAUCGACACAGAUGCUUUGGCUCCGGCGCAGUUUCUCGUGACGGCCAAGGAUGACGAAGAGUUUGGGUCGCACUGCCUCGAGUACACUCACCCGGACUUUCGUCAAAGGGUCAAAGAGGGAUCCAAAAUUGUCGUAGCUGGCAAAGCAUUUGGCUGUGGCUCAUCUAGGAUGGAAGCUGUACAGGCGCUUCUCGGCGUUGGCGUUCAGUGUGUCAUUGCCAGAUCCUUUGCUUUCAUAUAUGCACGGAACCAGCCCAGUCUCGGCCUGUUGGGGAUCACGAUUACAGAUGAAGCAUUCUAUGAUGCUGCCCAGGAUGGAGCAGAGAUGGAGAUUGACUUGGCCAACAACGUCGCCAAAGUCGGGGAUAAAGACUUUCCGUUUGAGCUGAGCCAAAUGGAGAAGAGCCUGACGAGCCUGGGAGGCGUAGCACCGGCUUUCAGCAAGUUCGGAAAGCACAUCUUUGAUGCUUUGACGGGAGGAACGCGCAGUGCUAAGAGGAGUCUCAAGGAUCAUAGCACGGCUGCCGCGCCGCUUUCGUGGUGA